Poecilia latipinna (sailfin molly) is the source of this 1620-nucleotide messenger RNA. It is a transcript of the gene sypl2b, whose product is annotated as synaptophysin-like 2b. The transcript is spliced from 6 exons. The record is from RefSeq and is a predicted model, not a curated record. Bases 152 to 871 code for a protein of 239 amino acids. Lineage: Eukaryota; Metazoa; Chordata; Actinopteri; Cyprinodontiformes; Poeciliidae. Gene Ontology annotation, cellular component: synaptic vesicle membrane; synaptic vesicle.
CCCCUUUUCUUAGCGCCUUAACGUCUAUGGUCACGUGUCAGCCACUGCAAUUCACUGAAAAGUUUGACGCCACACAAGGAGCCUGCAAGGAGCUGCAAGGCCAAAAAGAAGCGGAUAAGUUUAAUUGGUCUGUUCUUCCCUCGGAGCGAACAUGGAUUCCGUAGCUCAGAAAGUGCUCUCAUCAGGAUUCACUCUCGACUUUGGACCCCUGAAGGAGCCUCUAGCGUUCAUCCGUUUGCUAGAAUGGGUUUUUGCUAUAUUCGCCUUCGCUACGACUGGAGGUUACAGCGGAUCCAUCAGCUUCAACAUCAAAUGCAAAGGAGGCAAAACUGAGAAAGUAGAUGCGUUAUUCAACUACCCGUUCAGGUUGAUGGACCAUCCCUACAAAGUUCCUGAUUGUGAUUCCAACGUAACGACACCCAAAAGCUACUUCCUGUCCGGAGAUCACUCGUCCUCUGCACAGUUCUACGUCUGCAUCGGGGUUUUGGCUUUUCUCUACUGCACCGCCUCGCUGAUCCUCUACCUGGGCUAUCAGCACGUGUACAGACAAUCCCCUCGGGGUCCCAUCACGGAUCUGCUGGUGACUGCAUCCUUGGCUUUCCUGUGGCUCGUAUCGUCCUCCGCCUGGGCUAAAGGCUUGACUGACGUCAAAACAGUCACUAGUUUUGAAACCAUUUUCCGUUUACUUGACCAAGUUUGCAAGGAAAACACAUGCACCCCAGGAGCUGUGCCCUCUAUGGGCAAAUUAAAUUCUUCUGUGAUAUUUGGAUUCCUUAACCUCAUCCUGUGGGGAGGAAAUUGUUGGUUUAUAUACAAAGAAACCCCUUUCCACAAGACGAACCAGCCUGCCAAUCUUGAAGGUGGAGCGUAACUGCACGGCUCCCUCGUUUCAGAAACGGUCUGAUAUGUGCAACUGACUGCAUUUUUUGCAGAAAAGAUUCUAAUUUUGUGUGUAUUUUUUUUUUUUUUUUGCUUAACCAGGAAUUUAUUUUUGUCAAUUCAUCUCAAAAGGUACUAAACUGUAUUGCUUAGCCAAAUAUUAAUACAGACUGACCCGUGUAAUACUAAAGCAUGCAGACUUUUGAGUUUGUAGAUAUAACACAGGUACAACUACAAAACUUGCUUUAACAGCUGCACACCUUUUUCACAGAAUGCUGUACAGUAUCUUUGUUCAAUGCAAAUUUUCUACAAUUGUAUAUUGUACAAAACUCAGGGCUGAUAAGAAUAUUAAUCAGACUUCCAGUUUCAGUUCAAGUACUUGAAUGUGUUUAGUUAAAAUGAAGCCCACGUUUAAAUUAUAUAAAUGCCACUGUGAGAUUAUUAUGUAAAGGUCAGAUAGUUUUUUUUUUUUUCUUUCUUCAUUUUGCGGUAAUUGCCGUUACAGAAAUGGUAACACUUCUAGUUUAGACUAACAUCUGAAUAUGGCGCUGAAUGCGGUGCUUCUGUUGAAUCCGUUAAGAACAUUUUACUGUUACAGUUUCAAAUAAAAAACAAAAAAAUUCUCGUUACAUAAGAUAUACUUUCUCCUUUUCUUUUUGGAAAAUGUCCAAGCAAAUGUAUUUGCAGGGUUUGUGUUUGCUUGUACUAUUGUUUAAUACAAUUAAUUGCUUUAACAGUUGA